This is a messenger RNA of Candida tropicalis MYA-3404, 999 nucleotides long. Its product is annotated as phosphoglycerate mutase family protein. The transcript has a single exon. The record is from RefSeq and is a predicted model, not a curated record. Bases 1 to 999 code for a protein of 332 amino acids. Lineage: Eukaryota; Fungi; Ascomycota; Pichiomycetes; Serinales; Debaryomycetaceae. Gene Ontology annotation, molecular function: phosphatase activity. Gene Ontology annotation, cellular component: cytoplasm.
AUGAACAUGAUCCUCACGAAAAAUCUAAUAAUGGUGUCUUUGUUGUACUUUUCAACUGCUGUGUUAUCCUUUGCUCAGAUCAUCUUGGCUUCUGAUAAGCUCACUUUACCAAAAUUUGAAUCAUCUUCAAAGUUUUUUGCUCAGUCAGAUCCUGAUGUUCCUAUUAAUAAAGUAAAUGUUAGUGAUAAUUUUGGAUUACAAACUGACAAGUAUUCCUGGUCAGAUGUCAUAUCUAGUUUAUCAUCAAAUGAAAAGUUGUUUUUAAUUCAAAGACAUGGAGAAGGUUGGCAUAAUAUUGCACCAUCUAAUUUUUCUCAAGAAGAUUGGGAUUGUUUUUGGCAAUUGCAACAAGGUUAUGAUGGUGUUAUUUGGGCUGAUGCUGAAUUAACUCCAAAUGGAGUGAAGCAAAUUCAAAAAUUAUCUAAACAAAUCAAUGAUACUGAUGAAUUACCAUGGCCAUCCAGAUUUUUUGUUAGUCCAUUACGUAGAACUUUGGAAACUUGGCAAUUGACUUGGUUAGAUUUGAAUUAUUCUACUCCUUUAAUUAAAGAAUCUGCAAGAGAAACUUAUGGUAUUCAAGCUGAAAGUCAACGUCAUAAUAAAUCUUAUAUUCAUGAACAUUUCCCAUUGUUUGAAUUUGAAGAUGGUUUUAAUGAACUUGAUGAAUUGUGGAAACCAAAUUUACGUGAAACUAGUCAACAUCGUAAAUAUAGAGCAGCUUCUUUAUUAACAGAAAUUUUUGCCAACACUACUGCAGAUGAUAAAGUUAUCAGUUUGGUUACUCACCUGGGUUUGAUCAGUUCUAUUUUGGAUGUUGUUGGUCAUAGAUCAUAUACUAUGCAAACCGGUGGGUUAAUUCCUGUUGUUAUUCACAAAAAGAAAAACAAAACAAAGACUUACAAUUUGGAUAAACCAGAUAAAACAUAUUCCGAUAUUUGUCCAAAUCCUCCUGAAUCCAUUAGCGGUGCACCAAGUGAUUAUACUACUAUUGCCACUUGA